This is a messenger RNA of Hemibagrus wyckioides, 2430 nucleotides long. It is a transcript of the gene bud13, whose product is annotated as BUD13 homolog. Bases 219 to 2183 code for a protein of 654 amino acids. Gene Ontology annotation, cellular component: U2-type spliceosomal complex; RES complex. Lineage: Eukaryota; Metazoa; Chordata; Actinopteri; Siluriformes; Bagridae. Gene Ontology annotation, molecular function: RNA binding. The record is from RefSeq and is a predicted model, not a curated record. The transcript is spliced from 11 exons. Gene Ontology annotation, biological process: mRNA splicing, via spliceosome.
GAACAUAGGCUUAAUACUCAUUAAACUUUAAAAAACUGGAUUAUUUAAGGCAGGGAACUGAUUUGACUUGUUUCAUGAUCAAUCAGCCUGAAUUUCGACUUCCAAAAGUGGGCGGCGCCGACGGUGGGGCUUUGGAUUUGCGUUGAACACACAAUUCAUUCGCGAAUAUUGCGCUGUGCUUUUUGGCCCUCUGCGCUAUCCUUUUGGUGACAAACAAAAUGGCUGCCUCCAAGAGCGCAAUAAGCGCAAGUACUGCUAUUUCAAAAGCGGAAUAUUUAAAGCGCUAUUUAUCAAACGAUGAAGAUGGCAAGAGGUCAAAAGAGAAGAAAGUUAAGAAAAAACGCCCUAAAGUCGUCGGGAGAGGGAUGAAAAUUGUUGACGAUGACAUUGACUGGAGGGAACUGGCUAUGAACAAAGAAGAGAAGGAGAACAGGGAUGAAGAUGAGGAAGAGGAGGCACCUGUGAUUGCAGAAAUAAUAGAUGAGCGUCCGGACGAAGUCAAGCAACUUGAAGUCUUUAGAUCUAGUAACAAGUGGAAAGUUCUUGGAGCCACAAAUGAUGAAUCCCAAGAAGUCCUGCAUUCAGAAACAAGCUCAGAGGUCAAGGGGAGUAGAAGAACUCGACACGAUUCUCCUGAUAGUUCUCCAGUACGGAGAGGACGCCAUGACUCUCCUGAUAUCUCACCCAAGAGGAAGUCUCGGCAUGACUCUCCUGAUAUCUCACCCAAGAGGAAGUCUCGGCAUGACUCUCCUGAUAUCUCACCCAAGAGGAAAUCUCGUCAUGACUCUCCUGAUAUCUCACCCAAGAGGAAAUCUCGUCAUGACUCUCCUGAUAUCUCACCCAAGAGGAAAUCUCGUCAUGACUCUCCUGAUAUCUCACCCAAGAGGAAAUCUCGUCAUGACUCUCCUGAUAUCUCACCCAAGAGGAAAUCUCGUCAUGACUCUCCUGAUAUCUCACCCAAGAGGAAAUCUCGUCAUGACUCUCCUGAUAUCUCACCCAAGAGGAAAUCUCGGCAUGACUCUCCUGAUAUCUCACCCAAGAGGAAAUCUCGGCAUGACUCUCCUGAUAUCUCACCCAAGAGGAAAUCUCGGCAUGACUCUCCUGAUCUCUUUCCCAAGAGGAAGUCUCGGCAUGACUCUCCUGAUCUCUCUCCCAAGAGGAAGUCUCGCCAUGACUCUCCUGAUCUCUCUCCCAAGAGGAAAUCUCGCCGCGAUUCUCCAGACCUUUCACCUCCCAGACACAGAGCAGACACCAAACCCAGACGGCACGACUCUGCAUCGCCUUCUCCUCCCCGAAAAACACAAAAACACCAUCAUAAAGAUUCUCCACAGGGAGCAAAGUCCAAACCUUCUUCAACUGGACGUGACUCAGACCUUUCCCCAGCACGAAGACGCCCUAACACCAGACGGGACUCCGACUCUGAUCUGUCUCCCCCCAGAAAAAGAGCACAGGGGGGCAGGGGGUAUGAUUCUGACCUCUCUCCUCCCAGGAAGAGGCCACAGGAUAAGCGUGGAUCAGACUCAGAUCUCUCUCCUCCUCGUCGGGCUCGUGCUCCUGAUGCACAGACGGGGCCUCAAAUGUUAUCCGGUGGAGCUGCUGGUCUGGUGUCUUCUGAAACCUUGCGGAAAGAGCAGGAGGAAAUACGCCGGAGGGAAAAACUCAACCGCCCACUAGAAGAGGAGUCCCGUCAUGCAGAGACUAUUUUUCGAGAUAAAACAGGAAAGAAGCGUGACCUUGAAUCUGAACGUGUGGAGCAGAGCAGGAAAGCGGGGGAGAAGGCAGAGAAGGAUGAGAAAUAUGCACAGUGGGGCAAAGGACUGGCACAGAGGCAGAUGCAGGAGCAGAACGUGGCUGAUGCACUCAGAGAGGCUCAGAAGCCGCUGGCACGUCACAUUGAUGAUGAAGACCUUGACAAGAUGCUGAGGGAGCAGGAAAGAGAGGGAGAUCCAAUGGCUGCACUUCUGCGCAAGAAAAAGGAGAAGAAUGCAAAAACCAAAGGCAUCAAAGAUCAUCCUCGUUAUCGGGGUCCACCUCCACCCCCAAAUCGCUUCAACAUCAUGCCAGGAUAUCGUUGGGAUGGAGUAGACAGGUCUAACGGGUUUGAGCAGAAGCGCUUCACCAGAAUGGCGGAUAAGAAAGCUUCGCAAGAAGAAGCCUACAAAUGGAGUGUGGAGGACAUGUAGACAUUUAUCAGGACACGUGUGUGAGUGUGUGUGUAUGUGUGUGUGUGAGCAUGCUAGUGUGUACAUGUUGCUCUAAUUCACCAGCAUGGACCAGGUUGUCUAAAUGGACCUUCUGAUGAAAAUGUCAUUAAAUAUCAACUGCGACGAUCGACCAAAAUACAUGCAGUAGAUCUUGUGAGUUUUCAGCAGUUGUAUAUGUGUAUCUGUUUUACUUUGUGAGGUUUAUUAAAUGUGUGUUUUUUCUUAA